UAAAUGACUUUGCAUCGCCAUCUAGUGGACAGCCUUCAACUUGCCUCAACAGACCUCAUACAUAACAUAAGCAGGUAUUUGACAAUUUGUGAUUGACGUGCUGAAAAAUGAGGAGGAGGAGGAGAAACCCCCACCCCUUGUGGACUCUGGUUGGGACCCCAGAGCAAAGACGGCUCAGGCAGGGAAAAGGUGAAGAAGAUGAAGCUGGUGGUGAUUUUGCUCUGCCUGGUCCUGCUGACCAUCUACACAGAUGCCAACCCUAUCAUCAAAGAGAGCUUCGCUAAGCAGCUGCUCCGCAGCAAGAGGCAGGAGCGGCCAAUGAAGCCCGGCCACCCUGAUGAGCCGAUGAGGGAGCAUCUGCUCCACAUGCAGGCUCUGGAUCAGAGGGCCCAGGAGACCAACCUGGAGCACUGGCUGAACCCCCACUGCUACCCUCGCUGCGACAGGAACUAUGGAUACCCCGUCUGAUGAUGGUGAUGAUAGAGGUCACCACAACUCUCCACUUUCACUUCAAACCCCAAAUUCACACUGUGCAACAUAAUCAUCCAUUAUAUUGAACUUUAAUAACUUUUACCAGCAGACUUUCAAAUUAAUAUAAUUUAUCU
Messenger RNA from Micropterus dolomieu (smallmouth bass), 605 nucleotides. RefSeq names its product linkage group 04 C17orf67 homolog (gene lg04h17orf67). The record is from RefSeq and is a predicted model, not a curated record. NCBI's taxonomy places the organism in Eukaryota, Metazoa, Chordata, Actinopteri, Centrarchiformes, Centrarchidae. The coding region runs from base 199 to 468 and encodes 89 amino acids. The transcript has 4 exons.